Messenger RNA from Aspergillus oryzae RIB40, 2436 nucleotides. Its product is annotated as ZZ type zinc finger domain protein. NCBI's taxonomy places the organism in Eukaryota, Fungi, Ascomycota, Eurotiomycetes, Eurotiales, Aspergillaceae. The record is from RefSeq and is a predicted model, not a curated record. Gene Ontology annotation, molecular function: zinc ion binding. The transcript is spliced from 4 exons. Bases 1 to 2436 code for a protein of 811 amino acids.
AUGUCGACCUCUGUGUCCCAGGCUUCUUCCGUUAACCCGAAUACCUUGAUCACGGUGAAGGUGCUUUACAAUGACAAUACUCGUCGCUUCAAGAUCCCUUUAAAAGAGCUUGAAGCUCGUGUUCUCCCCCAAAAGCUCCGCCAGCUUCUUGGCAUUCCGAGAGAUGUCAACGUCACUCUUGAACGUUUGUCUGACAGUGCCGGCUGUUACAUCCACCUGGACAGCGAAAACAAUGCUGUCUACAAGCAACUCUACCGUGCUGCAAAGGCCAAACUGAAGCUGCGAAUUAAGGUUACGGAGGUUGACAGUAGUGCCUCUCGAUCACCAUUGCCCACCGAAGAUCCCUCUGAGCACCAGGAUCAGGUGAGAUAUAACUACCUUCAAACAGUAUUAAGCUCUCCGCUCCCUGAAGGCUCAGCUGAAGCUGUUUCCGAAUCGCCACGUGAUGCUGCGAAGCCCACCCCAACUGAGCCCGACCCCAAGCAAUGGUCUAAUACGGGUGUCGUAGCCCCCGAGCCACAUUACCAAGACUUCAGUCUGAGCCAGGAUAAUCUCAGCACCCCCGUGGUCUCGCAUAAGUCUCCCACGGGUGUCUUCUGCAUUGACUGCAAUCAUUGUGGUUUAUCUAUUCCCAAUGAACACUACCACUGCAGUAUCUGCGAUGAUGGUGAUUAUGACCUAUGCCUCCAUUGUGUAGACUCGGGAGUUACCUGUCCAAAUGAGGACCACUGGUUGAUUAGACGCAUUGUUAAAGAUGGCAUUGUCACCAACAGCACGACAGAGACAGUUGCUCCUCGAAAGCUCCAGACUGAUGUUCCCAAGGAAGCCCCUGAGAAGGUCGAAAAGAAAUUAGAGUUUGUCCCCGAACCCGUCUAUGAAGAGACUCCAAGGACAUCACCAGUUGCUGUUGAAGCCCCUGUUCACUCGGAAGCCCGGAUUUGCAAUGCUUGUCUCAAGGAGUUUAACGAAACUAAAAUGGUCACUUGCCUUCAGUGCAAGGACUAUGAUCUUUGUAUCACAUGCCUUCUGAAGGAUGCCCAUGGUCAUCACCCAGCUCACAACUUUACUCUUCUUCAUGACGGGCCCUUUUGUCUGAAGAAUUUGGUUUUGUCACGCUGCAAACCUGGGCGUCGCUAUCAACAUGCCGCCAUCUGUGACGGCUGCGAGAAGGUGAAUGUCGUCGGUGUGCGUCACAAGUGCCUCACCUGCCCUGAUUGGGAUUACUGCUCCGAGUGUUUUUCACAUGCACCGGAUACUCAUCCUGGUCAUCGAUUUGCUCCACUUUAUGAGGCUAUAUCUGAGCCGUCUCAGGAUCAUGAGGUCCACUAUGGUAUCUUCUGCGAUGGCCCUCUUUGCAAGAAUAAGGCAGUCCCUGGAUAUAUAACUGGGGUCCGUUACAAAUGCUCCGUAUGCUACGAUCUCGAUUUCUGCGCCAGUUGUGAGGCGCUUCCGACAAAUACGCAUAACCGAACUCACCCAAUGGUCAUGCUCAAGACUCCUGUUCGCAAUGUUACUGUCAGUACACUCCAGGAGGAUAGAUUCGGAGGAUCUACAGUCGCCCUCGGCGAUCGUGCUCAAAGGUCCCCAUCGACCCAAGCCCUCAAUUUAGUGGAGCCCGAAGCCUCUAACACUGAUGUGCCCGUCAAAGAAGAGUCGAGGUUAUCACAAGACAGCGAGUCCGUGAAGCAGGAAUGUUCACUUUCAAGAGAGCAGCUAAUCAAAGCUGAGAAGUCCACUAAUAAUGCGGCUUCUGGAUACGACGCUCUAUUCGUGCGUGACACGGUACCUGAUAGCACAAUUAUGUUGCCAAACAAGGUGUUCCGUCAGACCUGGACUCUCUAUAACCCCGGCCCACUUGCGUGGCCUGCUGGAAGUGACGUACGCUUUGUUGGUGGUGAUGCAAUGUUCAAUGUCGAUACCAACCACCCCUUGAGCCUAGACUCUAUCUCUGCUGCUAUGGAAAGCAACAAGUUGACAGAGCCCCUAGAGUCCGGCCAGAGUGCCGAGUUCACUGCAACACUUAAAGCUCCCAGUCGAGUAGGUACUGCCAUCUCGUACUGGCGACUGAAGCUCCCAAAUGGGAUGCCUUUCGGUCAUAGACUGUGGUGUGAAAUCCAAGUACGGGAAGAUGCACCUUCUAUCAAGGGCCCGUCUAGCUUAGAGCCAGAAGGAAAGCACGGCUCGGAACGCACAGAGAGUCAAAUGAUCUUCCCUAAACUGGAGAAGGAGUCUCCUGAUGCAAGUGCCCACGAAGCGGGUGUUGUAGCGCCAGUGCCACCCUCCGUAUCCAACCCGUCUGAGCAAGAUGUUCUGGAAGAUAUGGAGAGUUUGUCCUUGGGUGGUCAUGAAACAGAGAAUGGAUUCUUGACCGAUGAGGAGUAUGACAUAUUGGAUGCCAGUGACCAGGAAUAUAUGGAUGCCAAGUCACGUGAGUGA